UAAAGAAAAGAUUGAUAAGCCCGAGAACUCACUUGCAAUUUGUGUGGCUCUUGGGAGAACAAGUCCUUAGACCUAUCAAAGAACUGACUUGAACUUGUAUUUACCAGCUGCUAACAUGUGAGAUCCCAGGGGAGGACAUGACAGUGCAUCCACCGGGGUGGGCACAACAGCAGUUGGACAUGAAGGAGAGAUUCACUUUUUGAAAAUCUGAUUGCUCAGAGUUCUUUGAUGUGGUUUUGACCAUGGAAAACUUUCAUCCACCGUUUACAGAGAUGUCUUACUGUACUUACUUCUUCAGGAAAAGUGAUGUUAAAACCUUGUGUUACAUGUUCUGCUCUUGCCAGCUUCUGAUAAAACAAGCAAUUUGUGGCAGAUGAAAUUGUAAAGUUUAAUGGAAGUUAGAGGAUAAUAAACAGAUGGUUGCCCACAUACAGCAGAGUGAAAGACAAGAAGAAGUGAUUGAACCAGCUGUAUUCAGCUUCAUCAUGCCAAGAAACCUUGGAAUAUCUUCCUCAUCUCCCUGGAAGUCCUUGUCUUCAUAAAUAUUGCCCUGCAGUGCUGGGGCUGAGAAAGCCAGCAUGAGGAAGCAAACCAACAUUAUUUCACUUCUCAGCAUAAAAGGAAGUAACACUUAAUAAAAGCCAUUGGCUGCAUGAUUUCAUAAGAGAGAGAGAAGCAGAGAGAGAACAAGAACGUCCUGUGGAAAAGCAGGUGUGAUUCAUGAAUAAACUGUAGUUUGCAACCCUAUGCAAUACUGAUGAAACAAACAGAAUUCUCACAGACAUGGAUAAUGCGAGAACACAAGACACUUUUUCACAGUUAAACCAGGAAAAAAUCCUCAAAAUUAUGAACAUGGUGAAAAAUAAAGAAGUGAGCAUUGAAGGAGCUUUGCAGUUGGCACAGAAAGAGGUGUAUGCUGAAAAGGAUGCACAGGAUUUGCUAAUUGGCUCUCAAUUUAACUUUGUUAUCUACAAAUACAAGCACUAUCGGUGGCAGAAACGGAUUUUGCAGAUUGAUUUCAACUCAAAGACCAUUUUUAACAUUGAAAAAGGAAUUAUUAAGAAACAGUUCCCUUUCUCACAAGUCAAAGCCUGCGAAGACACUGAAAGGAGACGCUUCAGCAUUGUGUUUCAUGGGCGACAACAUUAUGAGCUGGAAGCAGUGUCUCUUGAUGAUAAAAGGAAGAUAAUAUACCUUCUAAGCAGAGUUAUACAGAGCAAUUCAUGCAAGAGACCAGCGGAGUCCUGCUCUGAAAGACCUGCAGAAUAUGACCUGAUACAUGAAGGACUUCUGGAAUUGCAACAAAACACUUCUACAUCCACUGAAUGGGUGAAGUGCUUGGUACAACUACGUGAAGGAGAACUGACUUUGUAUUGCAUUGGCCUGGGAGGAAAGAACAAGCCUGAAGACCUUGUAACAAAUACAAUUAAUUUGUCAGGUGAUAAUGUGAGUGUCAGCAAGGAGAAUGGAUGCAGUACCUUUGCAGUCCAGACCAAAGAACACAAUUAUUUAUUUCGAAUACCCUUAACUGUCCAUAAUACCAGGACAGAGGAAGUUAGCAAGCUCCAGAAGGAAUGGGUGUCUCUCAUAGAAGGGUACUGUUCAUUCUGCAAGGAUGCCUCACCGCCCUGGGAGGGAUCUCAAGGAUGCACCUCCUCUGAAGCUGAUUAUGAAGAUUUAACUGUACCUAUGAAUGAACAGAAAGAGAAGGCUCUCCACUUUGGUGUGAGUUCUGCCAAAAAAAGUCUGAACAAGUCUUCAAGCCCCCAGACAAAGCCUGUAGAGGCAGACACAGCCCCAGCAUCACCACCUCUUUUACUUCCCACAAGUAAGGCAGAGGUACCACCAGCCCCACCUGUGUUCCUGCAGCCCUGCAGCCUCUCUCCAUCGACAAAGAGAACCAAAGCCUUUCACUGGGAUGUUGUUCCUUGUGAGAAGAUUCAAAAAUCUGUCUGGGGAUCAUGUGACCCAUGCAAGAAGAAAAUAGAUGUGUCCCGGCUCUGUGAUCAGUUCCAGAUCCAGGACAUGGCAGUUUUUUCAGGCAAUGAACCUUCAGUGAAUCAGCACAUCAUGUUAGACCGAAAAGUUGCACACAACUUCAACAUUCUUCUUAAAAGUUUCCGUAUAAAGCCAAACGAGUUGAAAGAAAAACUGUACAUUAUACAUGAAGAGAGUGGUGGACUUACAGAUGAGCAGAUUACAGCACUGAGAAGAUACAUGCCAACACCAAAAGAUGCAGAAAAGUACCAGGCACUCAAGGGGUCUCCUUCAGAGCUGCACGUGGUUGAUCAGUUUAUGUUAGAGAUGUGUAAAAUCCCUCACUUAGGCCAGAGGUUGGAUCUCCUCCUUACCAUACGUGAGCUCCCUGUGAGCAUGAGAGAUUUAGAGCCUCUAAUAAACCAGAAAAUCCAAGCAAGUAAGCAGCUACAAGCUAGCCAGAAAUUCGUUGCUGUCUUGGAGUACAUUUUAGCCAUUGGGAACCAUUUAAAUGAAAAGGCUGGAAAAGAGAAGGCUAAAGGAUUUCGAUUGUCAUCUUUGACCAAAUUACCUCUGUUGAGGGGUAAGGAGAGGACAUUCACCUUGCUUCAUGCCCUUGUGGAAAAGAUCAUCUUACAUGAGCCUGAUCUUGUCAAAUUUUCGCAGGAGUUGACAGAAUUUGAAGCUGUUCCUGUUGCUUCCAUGAAGGGCCUCAGUGCUGAAGUUGAUGUUUUAAAAAAAGAAUUGGAAAAUGUUAUUCAGUGCAGACGGCUCAUUAAACCCAAGACAAUCAAAGCAACACCCCAGGAGUCACAGUUCUGCAAGGAACUAAAGGAUUUAAUUCAGAAAUAUGAAGGGGAUCUAUCCCAGCUGUCAAAAAGAUGUGAUGAAAUGAAGAAGCUUUAUAGCAACAUACUGGUAAAAUUUGGGGAGCCACAAGACCUAGACUCUCAGGAACUGUUUGGAUGGAUCUCUUCAUUCAUUAGUGAGUUCAGGAAGGCCUGUGCUGAAGUCUUGUCAUAAGGACAACACAAAUCUUACAGAGAGGUGAGGGAGAGAGAAGUGCAGGAAACAAUGUUUAAGUUAAUUGGUUUGAAAGUUUCUCUACUAAUAAGUAGCACAUAGACUGUGUAUAGUCUGUGCAGCAGUAUACCUUGAUUUUAAGGGCUAUUCAAUUUAUAAUGUGUAACUGUUAAGUGGUAUUUGACCUUGUAGGAGCAUAGAUCACUUAUGAACCUCUCCCUCAUUUUUACUGAUGUAUGUGCUUUUGUACUGUAUAUUUAGAAACACUUUUGACAUUUUAUCCUUUCUCUUUUUUGGUCUUUUCCUUUGAUACCCAGGCUUUUGACUGAGUUGUAAUUAUUACUUUUAAUAAGUUUCUGUAUGGUGAACUGAUUUUAGUUGGUUUUGCUGUAGUUUUCUAAACAAUGCUUUACAAGUUUUAUAAUGAAAUGGGAAACUGUUACCCACAGAUGAGAAUAUUUAGCAAAGAUUCUUGCCUUUCUGCUAUUAAAGCAUUGCAGCCUUAGUAUGUAAUGGUGAAAGUGUCUGGUUGGAUGGCUUGGGUUUUGUCCCUCAAAGCAGUACAAUAAAAUAGUGCUUUUUAUGGCUAA
Apus apus (common swift) is the source of this 3590-nucleotide messenger RNA. Its product is annotated as formin-H-like. The coding region runs from base 784 to 3000 and encodes 738 amino acids. The transcript is spliced from 21 exons. NCBI's taxonomy places the organism in Eukaryota, Metazoa, Chordata, Aves, Apodiformes, Apodidae. The record is from RefSeq and is a predicted model, not a curated record.